AUGGAAAAUUCAAGCAACACUAGCAGUGCACAAAACUUAUUGCUUACUUUAAAUGCAAGUUAUAGCAAAGCCAUUCUUACAGAUGAAGGUAUUUUAAUUCAAUCGGAGCAUAAUAUAUGCCAUUCCAUCACGGAGCAAAGCGACUCUAAGGAAGAUACCGCCGGAAGGAGUGAAUCUUCUACCUCGUUAAUCAGUUGCAUCGCCUGUCUCGAUGAUCUAGAAAAUGAAACUUCCAUUGAGAAUUUAAUUCCGAUGAAUACUUUGAUACCAUAUGGUAGAAUUCUUAACGCAAGAUACCUUAAUGAAUCGAAAGUACCUCCUAACAAGUUCUGUGCUGAUAUAAGACAACCGUCAUCCUCAUCAAAUAUUUCAUCAAGAAGUUCUACAAAGUUAAUGGAAGAAGGACAAGAAACGAAUAAGGAACUAAGGACACCAUUUCUUUCUGAGAAUGAAAAUGGGGAACAAAUUGAAAGUUUCCAAUUGAAAAAUUUCGAUAGGAACGAGUACUCUAUUGAGCUAUCAUUUGUUAUACCCUCUGGGGACGACAUAGUAGCAAAGAAGAUAAACCUUUCCAUUAGUUAUAUACCAUCUAUGACAACAAAUAAGAGUGUGGUGGAGGAGAUCAUGCUUAGAAGUUAUAAGAAUGUUAAUCGUAACAGAUCAAUACUGGUCAUUAUUAACCCACAUGGCGGUAAGGGAAAGGCAAAACUAUUAUUCGAAAAGAAGGCAAAACCAAUCUUAAUAGCAUCUAACUGUUCACUAGAGAUUAUCCAUACUAAAUAUUCUCGCCAUGCAUUAGAUAUUGCAAAAGAUUUAGAUAUAACCAAAUAUGACGUUAUUGCUUGUGCCUCUGGUGAUGGGAUCCCAUAUGAAGUGAUCAAUGGGUUAUACCAGAGACCUGAUAGAGCUGAUGCUUUUAACAAGCUGACUAUAACACAAGUACCAUGCGGAUCAGGGAAUGCAAUGAGUAUAUCUUGCCAUUGGACAGAUAAUCCAUCUCAUGCAGCAUUAUGUCUACUAAAAUCCGUCGAAAGAAGAAUCGAUUUGAUGUGCUGUUCUCAAGUAUCGUAUAUGGAUGAUUGUCCAAGACUGUCUUUCUUGAGUCAAACAUUUGGUGUGAUAGCGGAAUCAGAUAUCAAUACAGAAUUUAUCAGAUGGAUGGGUCCAAUAAGAUUCAACCUCGGUGUUGCCUAUAAUGUAUUCCAGGGAAAGAAAUACCCUUGUGAUAUAUUUGUUCGAUAUGCUAGCAAAUCUAAGCAAGAGUUAAAGGAUCAUUAUUUGAAACAUAAGAGGAGAGCUGAAUUAGAAUCUGAACGUUCUAAUGAAAGAGUGCCAAAUUCACGUUGCAAAGAUCCCCUAGAAUAUACUGUAACGGAGGGGGAUUUUGAACUAAAAUAUCCGCUGAGAGAUGGUAUUCCAGAUGAUUGGGAAAGGCUCAAUCCUGAGAUUACAGAAAAUUUGAACAUAUUCUAUACUGGUAAGAUGCCUUAUAUCUCUGCAGACACAAACUUCUUUCCAGCUGCAUUGCCUAGUGAUGGUACGUUCGACCUAAUAAUAACAGACGUAAGGACACCUAUUACUAAGAUUACACCAAUAUUACUUUCAUUAGAUAAAGGGUCUCAUGUUUUACAUCCUGAAGUUAUCCAUUCAAAAAUUACAGCAUAUAAAAUGAUACCGAAGAUUUCUGACAGUAUAAUCUCUGUAGAUGGUGAAAGAUUUCCAGUAGAGCCACUCCAAGUUGAAAUUAUGCCAAAGUUAUGUAAAACGUUGUUAAGGAAUGGGUGUUAUGUUGAUUCAAAAUUUGACAAAAUUUGUUAA
Messenger RNA from Naumovozyma castellii, 1818 nucleotides. It is a transcript of the gene LCB4, whose product is annotated as sphinganine kinase LCB4. The record is from RefSeq and is a predicted model, not a curated record. Lineage: Eukaryota; Fungi; Ascomycota; Saccharomycetes; Saccharomycetales; Saccharomycetaceae. The transcript has a single exon. Bases 1 to 1818 code for a protein of 605 amino acids.